Athalia rosae (coleseed sawfly) is the source of this 5022-nucleotide messenger RNA. RefSeq lists its product as uncharacterized. The transcript has 11 exons. The record is from RefSeq and is a predicted model, not a curated record. The coding region runs from base 1522 to 3477 and encodes 651 amino acids. Lineage: Eukaryota; Metazoa; Arthropoda; Insecta; Hymenoptera; Athaliidae.
AGCCAUUUAAGUAGUUGAAAAAAUUGCACUCGUUAGCUCGAUGCGUUAUAAUUCUUGAAUGUAAAUUGCAGCAAAUUUUUACAUCGAUAUCAUGUUAUAGGUAGACCUUCUCGUACCGCGGGGUUGAAUUUGCAAAUGUAUAAUAUAAUACAUAUUGUACAUAGGUAUAGUGUACCUGUAGGUGCAACUGGGUAGUAUCGGCGGGGGUUUCAUUGAUCGCAUGCCAGAGUCCGCGAACUGAGAAUAGGGGGGAAGCAACCGCCGUCUGCGUUUGAGUUGGGUACGCUGUUGAAAUGUUUGGCAAUCACUGGCACAAAGUGGAUCUCCAGCCUCUUUGGUACAUCGGUCCGAUGUACCGUUCGUAUUUAAUUUGAAAGAAAAAUUCUAACUAAUAAUCAUCCCGGUGACUAUGAUAAUUUUUGCAAAGUGAAUAAAGAGAAGGAAACGAGAAAAGGAAAAGAAGAAUUACUUCAUUCGAUUAUUUUCAUUCUUGUUUUUUUAAAUAUUUUUCAAGAGAAAAACUUCGAGCAAUCUCUGCAAUAAAGACGUGGAAUCUAUGGUCUCAUUUCUAGUUGUUUCUUUUUUUUUUCUAUUCCUAUUAAUUAACGUAUUUGAUUCUAGUUAAAAUAUAAUAUCAAGUGCCAAAGACUGCAGAAGGGCAGUUGAGACGCGGGUCAACAGUAAAAAUUAUUUAAACAAUAUUUACGGACGUUUUAAAAUUCAACGAAGUUAAAAUUCUUCGAGGAGGAUUAUUUGUGCUCAAAGAUAAUAAAAAAUGUCUGCGUAAUUAAUAAGAUAACUAAAUUUGCAUCGGACAUAUCUAUGCCUCUAAUGGAAAUAUGUUCGUACCAGUUGCAACGAUCAUCGAAAUCAAACGAUUCUUGAUUUUGAAAGAUUAUGCUAGAAUUAAAAUCACCGAUGGAUACAACAGUCGACUCUUGUCUGCAUAGUUUGUUUGUUAUUUUUUUUUUUUUUUUUAUCUCAAAUUGAGGGCGUGUCUCUGUGGCGAGUUCUGAUAAAAUGUACAGGAUAUAGACUUCCGUUAUAAUAUAUCUGAACCAUAUUUCAGUUUAAUUGUCAAUUCGUUAGUUUCGGUAAUGAUUUUGUAGUUUUUACAAAAUUCUCUAAUUUCAAAAAGUGUUCGGCAAUAAAGAGGUAACAAAAAAAAUUACUAGUGAUAAUUAGCAUUAAUAUUUUUUAAAAUAAACUUAAUGAUAUAAAUGUACAGUAUUACGUUAAUUUUUAAAUUUUAAAUUGAAAUCUUCAAUUAUAAAUAGGCAAUUUAAAUUGUUUACAAAUAAAAAUAAUACUGCAAAUCAUACAUGGUCGAUAUAUCAAACAUUUAAUCGCAUGUUACGAAAAUAUAAAUAAACUUAUAUCUGGUACGACAGACAUUUUAUUUAAUCAUUUAUUUUUCUGCGUUUUACGAAUAGAUACACAUACACACAUUUCAGAUAUCAUUCGACAGAUACGAUAUAUUCGUGUCUGGAUAGAUAGAGAUAAAAAAAAAAAAAAAUAGAAAUGAGAGUUGCUUCUUUUCACUUUCGGCGCCUCGCGGUGACCAUCCUCUUGGUCGCACUCGUAUAUUGCGUUGUUCAGGUGAUGCGAUCUGAAUUAAAAAUGAACGACUCAGAUCCAUCAAAUCUGGAUAAACUCGCGUACAUAUCACAAUUAAUAAAAACUUCAGGAGAUAAUUCGCCUUACAUCGGUGACGGGGUUGCGGCGUGCAGGCACCCUGACUUGGACGUCUCCAACCCAGAAAUAAUGAAAUUCAUUAAAGAUGUUCCUCCUCUAGAAUGCACUCCGGAGGACUGGGUCACAGUAAAUGGUUCGACACUGGUCCUUACAGAGAAAGCCAAGCAGAAAUUUGGUCCGAUAACUUGUGCUUUCAAUGAAAUCGUUCGAGUCGAUGAUUACAAUAUUAAAAUGAUGCCCACUGAGGAAUCAGACGUUUCAUAUACCUUGAAAUUUAGCGAUUUUGCUGACGUUAAAUGUGAAUCUCAAACAGGAAAACAGUGGCACAGCGUUCUGGCCGGUGUUAGAAACGAUUCCUCGAUGAAAAAAGAUUAUGGCUGGGAAAAAGUACCGAGCAAUUCCCUGAAACUGAACGUUUUAAUGUUCGGAUUUGACUCGUUAUCAAGAAAUACCUUCAUAAGGAAAUUGCCGAAGUCUUACAGAUAUCUAAAACAGAGUUUAAACUCUCUUGUUUUGGAGGGAUACAACAUUGUCGGGGAUGGAACUCCUCAAGCUCUGAUACCAAUUUUAACUGGUAAAAUUGAACUGGAAUUACCUGAAACAAGGAAACGAAUGGGAACAAAAGCUGAUUACGUCGAUGUUUACCCCAUGAUUUGGAAGGAAUAUAAAAAAAACGGAUACAUUACUGGAUUCAUGGAGGACGUUCAUCACAUUGGGACAUUUACAUAUCGUUUAAAAGGCUUUAAAGUACAACCGACCGAUCAUUAUAUGAGAACGUAUUAUCUCGGAGCUUCUUCGCAUUUUAAAUAUCAAAAAAAAUUCUGCAUGGGAUCGUUACCCCGACAUUCUCUAAUGAUGAAUUACAUAAAGACGAUAUUCGACGCGUACAAAAAUCAACCGAAAUUCGUAUUCGGUUUUCAUGGAGAACUUUCACACGAUUCUUACAACGAUAUUGGUUCCGCCGACGAUGAUUUGUACAACUGGAUAAAAUCUCUCAACGAAUCCGGUCAUUUGAAUAACACCGUUUUGAUACUUAUGAGCGACCACGGGCACAGAUUCGCUGAAAUUCGCAACACGUUGCAAGGAAAACAGGAGGAGAGGCUUCCGUUCUUUUCAUUCACAUUUCCGACCUGGUUCAAGCAAGUUUAUCCGCAUGCCUAUGCGAAUUUCGUCUACAAUUCUCAACACUUAACAACACCGUUUGAUGUGCAUAAAACUUUGGAAGCUAUUCUCAAAUUCGAAACGCCAAAAGAAGGAGAUCGAACUCAGAGGGCCAUAAGUUUAUUCAACAAGAUUCCAUUGGAAAGAACCUGUGCAGAUGCGUUCAUCGAGCCACAUUGGUGCGCUUGUUUGAGCUGGCAAGAAGUACCGACCACAGAACCAGCCGUGAUAAAGGCGGCUCAUUACUUCGUGAAAUUUUUGAAUGACUAUUUAUCCCCUCAUCAAGAUAUAUGCGACACGCUGAAGCUGAACAAAAUCAUAUGGUCAGCGAAGCUGAUUCCAACAGAAGGUUUAUUAAAUUUUCGAAAAUCUGGCGACCAGGAUGGAUUCCUCGGUGAUUUUUCUGCCAAAACAAAACUCACCAAUGAAUUAUACCAGCUGAAAGUUAGCGUCGAACCAGGCGAUGGUCUUUUCGAAGUCAGCAUCAACCACAAUAUCAAGGAAAAUUUAUACACCACGAAGAUAACCGAUGUGAGCAGAAUUAACAUGUAUGGAUCUCAAGCUAGGUGUGUGGAACACAGUCUUUAUCACCUUCGCAAGUAUUGUUAUUGUAAGAAUUGAAUUCUGUUGUAAUUAUCAAAAGAGCUUUGCUCGUAAGCAAAAAUUUUAUAUCCUACCACUCGUUAGACAGAAUAGUGAAUAACUCUCAUUAAUAUCAGGCUGAUAAUGAAAAGAAGAACAAUGAUGUGAUUGUGAUAAGGAAAAUUAGGUAUAAGAGCACAUUAUUUUUGUGCGUAUACAGCAGGAGAAGUGAAAAUUAAUAUAGAAGAUCGAUGGAGUUAAAAGUAAUUGAAUAUAAGUAAAAUAUUAAGUUAAGAAAUGACGAUAAUUCGCGAAUUCUCAAAAAUAUAGUCUAACCUAAUGCAAUAAUAAUAGGGGAUGAAAAAAUUGUUUUCCGAUAAUGUUCUGCUCAACGAUUUGUUACUAACGAUACUGUUACUUUAUAGUAUAUAUAUAUACAUGUCCGACUUAUUCCAACAUGAACGGGUCAAUGAAGUUAUUUAUUUUAGUGAAAUGUUUAGAAUUGAUGCUCAAUGCAUGCUCGAAAAUUAUGCGAUAAAUCGAAGGUGUUCGUUGUCGUGAAUUAAUUUAAAAAUAAUUUAGAAUAACUCAAGGUGUAUUUAAGACCUUAGGGCUCAACGCAAGAAAUAUGUACGAUAGGGUACCUGAUAGGACAUCCUGAAAUAAUUUGAUCAUUUUCUUGAUAUUUACUAGAAUCAGUUGAUUGUAGCUUUAAAAAUUGUAAAUGUAAAUCUAAUGUGAUUAAUUUAUAAAAGUUGCAGGGUGAAACUAUGAGCCAAAAAUCAGACUUAUCGUAACCGUGAUAUUUAAUUUUGCAAUUAUACUUGAAUGUAUAAAAAUAUUGUAACGGAAUGUUUGGAUGAUAAUAGUUUGUAUGAGCAAUAUUAACUGCAUAUGUGACAAAUGAUAUAGAAAGAAUGAUAACAGCCUGUACGAAAUAUCUAUAUGCCUGUACCAGAACAUAAAAUCUGAGAAAAGAAAAGAUUUAUGUACUAGCAUAGAUGUAUUUCCUACAGUAAAAAGCGUAUCGAACAAGAAACCGUCAAUCAAAUUGAGCUGGCGUAAGAUCCCAUCGAGAUAUCCCUGAUUUUUCACUUUUUCGAUCGAUUAAUUGGCGAUAACUCGUAUCAAUUUCAUAGAUGGAAUUAUUUUGCUUGCGGAUUCGGAUUCAUGAGAUCGAAUUACAUGCAACUAGCGUGAUAAACCCCUCAGAAAAAAUCCGUUGUGUGAGAACAUGCAUUUUUCUAUUUAAUGAAUCCAUGUAAUAUUCUCAAUAACGUAUUAGAAUUCAUUUCCAACCCUCACCGAAAAGCCCCCUCAAAUCGACAGUUUAUUAAUUAUUAAUUAUUUAUCUGUGUUAUUUAAUUAACACGAAAUUGGGCAUAAAAUGAUAUUCAUGAGGAUACAACUGCUUGUAAAAAAGAAAAAAUUCGCAGAUAAUACCAAAGUAACGGUAUUAUAUUUAACAAUACAACGUCCGGGUGUGUCAAUAGCCGCCGCCGUCUUCGUCUCAUCGGAGAAUAAAUCAGUAAAGAAAUGUUUUAUUUAUCAAUUUAAUGGAUUUAAACAAUAUUUGAUCAUAAA